CAUUAUUACUAUCGCCGUCAUCGUUGCCGACCAGCCCAACUCAGCCUCUUACGUCUAAAGAACCUUCUGUCGUCUCGUCUCGUCUUUUUUCUCACCCCUUUUAUUAAAAAAAAGGGGACAGUAACAGCUUAUAGAUCUUUCUUUUAUCCAUCCCUUUUCUAGCUGUCGACUUGUUACUCUCUAUCUUCACCCCGCCUUAUUAUUCUAUUCGCAACCGAAACUUAAGAGAGUCAUCUCAAAUACCUCGUACUUCAUAUUUCUAUCCAACCGUUCUAGCUUCUAUUAAUUCUACUUCUACUUCUAUUAAUACACUCUUUUACUUCUACUACGAAUGGUCGCCUACGCUGUCGACCAGCUGAAUUGCCAGCUACGUUGACGAGCUCUCUAUCCUACGCUCUCGUCCAUAACCCCUCGCUCUCGGCCCACACCAUAUUCGCAAACAUGCGACCGCCUAGAAUCGCCAUCCUCGUCCUCUUCUUCGCUGCCUGUCUCUUCCUCCUAUGCCGAGCGAUGACAUCGUCCAGUCGCCCUGCGUCUGUAAUAUCUUCCCCACGAUCAGCACAGAGGCUCGGCUUCAGGUCCUUCUUUUCUUUUUCGACCCCAUUCACGCUCUUCCCGCCUAAUGCCGUCAUAACCAUAGCCGAUGACAAUAGCACCUCUUUCGCAGCAAGACCCGCUGCUUUUGGAUCUCCGCUGCCGAGCAAGGGUUUAAACGGACAGCUAUGGAUUGGUAGUGGCUUCACCGAAGAGUCCACGCAAGACGGUGAGGGCGAAGGCGAAUUGGGCUGCAGCGACGUUCCCGGCUGGGAUGAUGGUACCUCGAAUGCCGUUUUGAAACCAUCUAAGAAAGAAAGCCAGCAGAAAUUUAAAUCCGUUAUUGCUGUAGGCAAGAGCAAAAACCAGAAACGGACAGACUCUAGAGGUCCCCUAGUCGACCGAACCUCCCCCACCGACCUCGAGCCUAAAUCCAAGACGAAGCCAGUCAAUGACGGCACCGAUGACUACCUCCACCAGAACUUUGAUCCGCCGACGAAAUCCCAGAUCGACGUUUUAGGAUCUUCUAGCUCCAACCAUGCCGAUAUUCAGUCCAUACAGGAGGGAGCUGAGAUUGCUGGCAAGAUAGUUCUGCUGAGUCGCGGUGGUUGUGGUUUUCUUGAGAAAGUGAAGUGGGCUCAACGACGAGGUGCAAUUGCCCUCAUCGUUGGCGAUAACCAAAGAGGUGGUCCGCUAAUACAGAUGUACGCCCAUGGGGACACUUCUAAUGUUACCAUCCCUUCCAUCUUUACGUCCCGCACAACUGCGUAUCUACUCUCACUUAUGAUGCAGCCUGGAAGUUUCAUUGAAGAUAUCAUCGACGAGAGCGGUAAGCCUUCCUUGAAAGUUCAGCAGUCCGACAAAGCCCGGAAGAACAGGAAAGCGAGAAAUGCAGCCGUGCCGGCUCAACCUCUAAAAUUUCCCUCGAAAUCCAAUAACAAAUCACCUGUACCCAAUAAGCAUCCAUCAUCAAGCGCCGAGCCUUCAGAUUCAUCGUUAAGCUGGCUCCCCAAAAUCUUCAGUUGGGGCUCUACUUCUAGCUCGAGCUCGGCUACUAGUGGAAGCCGCCCGCCCAGCAGUGGUCAACUUGACUGGGUGCUUGUCGAGGACUUUUCUGAUGAGAAAGACAGGGCGAUCAAGAACAGUCUAGAGCGUGCUGCAAAGGCUAGGGUAAACGGAGCUUCGAGGCUUAAGACUAAAAAGAUUCCCGAGGACAAUUUCCAGAUAGGUGUGGAGGACUGGCGAGAUCCGGAUCUAUUGGGAUCUUCCGACCAAAACGAUGGUUUGCAGGAGCCGCUUGACGGCAACGAAAAGUUUUCUUGGCCAAAUGCAAGAUCCGAUCAAAUUUCGGAUGUUGGGACUCCGGAAAACAAAAGACGGAAUACCAAGGGUGGCAGAGUCACCCCCAAUAGCGGAGAAUAUGCUGCGGGUCAUAUGCCUACCAAGGGGUCCAACGCUAUCGGGUCGAAUAAAGGGAAUAUGCCAGCCUCAAGUAACGGGGGCCUCAUUUCUAAGAUAUUCGGGGAUGAUGAAGUAGACUUCACCAAGGUUGAGGCUCAGCCUAAGCCAAUCGACGUAACCAACGGUGGGAAACCAGUUUCCGGCUUGGGAGUUCCCUCCCCUUUUGAUGGACGGGAGGGUCUUUGGGUCGUCAUCACUCCCUCUAGCGGUGCCAGUCCUUUUUUCGAUACUCUCUUAGUCCUAGUGAUUAGUCCGCUUAUCACCCUCACUGUAGUGUACGCUUUACUCAUUUUACGAGCGCGUAUUCGGCGAAGAAGAUGGAGAGCCCCCAAGUCUGUAGUUGAGCGACUCCCGGUUCGCACUUAUCAUACCGUAGCAUCUACACCAAGCCGUACAUCCAGAGUACCUUCUCCAACUAGUUCGUCCCCAACAACGCCGUUGCUUCAAAGCCAGCACGGCCCGUCGAGGUCCAGGCCACGUUCGCGAACUAUAACCGGCGUGCCGUCAGCUGGUGACCUUCUACAGAUCGAGUCCUCGUUAUCCCUACAUAGGUCCUCAUCACGCGCAGAACACGAGAAACGCAGCACGCAUCCUUCGAGUGAGUGGAAGAAGUAUAUGGGUAGACAAGUCGAGUGUGUGGUGUGCCUAGAGGAGUAUGUGGAUGGUGUCAGCCAAGUCAUGAGUUUGCCUUGCGGCCACGAAUUCCAUGUAGACUGCAUAACGCCGUGGUUAAUAACGCGGCGACGAACGUGCCCUAUCUGCAAGGGCGACGUUGUCCGUUCUCUAGCCCGUGGGGUGUCAUCCAGCCCACGGUAUGAGCCCUACCAGGACGAUAGUGACGACGACCUCGAAGUACAGGCAACCAGUUCUUCGUCUCCUGAUGCUCCAUUGGAGCAAGCAGACGACCAGGAUGUAGAACAGGGCAUUCCAGUAUCCCCACACCACUCACAUCAGGAGGCUUGGUUCGGUGCAUUAAGGAAUACCUUGAGGGCUGGAUUCCAAUCUCGGUCUAGGCAGACAUCGGGGGAGCCUGAGAAUCAAGACAGGCAAUAGGAUUUUCAUUCACAUGAUAUUCUUCAUAACACCAUCGGCGUUGGGGUUAUAUAGUGGCAUGACUUCGUUAUAAACACAGGUUACGGUCUGGGAAAGCAUGAGGAAACAAGGUGAGGGGAUCAGGGACAGGACUGCCAAGCUGGUAGGCCUCCGAGACUGUUUAAUAUCUCUUUUGAGGCCUUUCCUCUUCUUUCUCGCUUCUUGGAAAGAGGACUAUCAUCUAGAAAGAGGUGUAAAAACAUGCCUUGUGUGCCGAUAUUCACGGAUCGGCCCUGAGAUUAUAAAUUAUUAAUGAGGAUUGUUAUACCCUGUGUAGUUAAUUUUAUGUAUUUUAUGACGAACACAAAUUUGAUGGCAUCUUUUUA
This is a messenger RNA of Annulohypoxylon maeteangense, 3413 nucleotides long. RefSeq lists its product as uncharacterized. The record is from RefSeq and is a predicted model, not a curated record. The transcript has 2 exons. Lineage: Eukaryota; Fungi; Ascomycota; Sordariomycetes; Xylariales; Hypoxylaceae. Bases 442 to 3048 code for a protein of 868 amino acids.